Messenger RNA from Anopheles cruzii, 2275 nucleotides. RefSeq lists its product as uncharacterized. The transcript has 6 exons. The coding region runs from base 1 to 1833 and encodes 610 amino acids. The record is from RefSeq and is a predicted model, not a curated record. NCBI's taxonomy places the organism in Eukaryota, Metazoa, Arthropoda, Insecta, Diptera, Culicidae.
AUGUGCUGUCUGCUUAUUAGGUCACACUGUGUUCUGAUUCUCAGCAAGGUGAUAGUGAUUUGCCUUCUCUCGAUCAUCCCGUGGCCGGGCCCGAGUGUGUUCAAAAUAUCAUGCUCCCGCGACAGCUCGCGCGUCGUGCGCAAGAUCGUGCACUCGCGCUGGCUGCCGAUACUGGAGAAGUACCAGGUGAAACUGCCGCUCGACUGCCCGUUCCACCCGCUGCGCGACAUCUUCGGCCCGCAGCAGAGCGCCAAAAAGCAGCACCGCCCGUCGCAGUGGACGUGCGGGUUCUGCGGCAAGAGCUUCUUCGAGGAGCAGCACCUCGAGAACCACUUCGAGAACCGGCAUAGAGGCAACAUCAACACGGCCGAGGACGCGAUCUGCCUGGCCGACUACUGCGACAUGAUGCGGUGCGAGGUGCUGAUCGCUAAGGACGCGACGCUGGCGUUCGGCGGUGACCCGAACGCGGUCAGCACCGACAUCGAGGUGUGGAGCGAGGCGACCGCCUACCGGACAGCGUUGACGGCGGCCGGCCCACGAGAUCUGGCCAAGGUUCCGGAGAGCCGGAAGUCGCUACUGCCGAAGAUGCUGCAAACCCUCAGGGACGACGUGUUCCGGGAUCGAAAGCCAGCGCCCGUGACAACGGUGGGGAGCCUGAAAGGUGCGGUCAACUGCGGGGCGCGAAGUUUGGCCGCGAAAGCGAAACGGGGUUCCACCAAAAGUUCGCCGAGCAGCGGCGACGAUAAGGAAGCGAAUGAUCAUGUGGUCGAGGACGACGUUGAGGAUGAGGAUGAUGAUGAUGACGACGACGAGGACGACGAGGACGAUGACGAGGAGGAGUCCAGCAACGCCACGUCGCAGUGUGAUCAGCAUCUGGUCGACUCGUCACUGCCGCCGGUCGACCGGAAGCAGCAGCGCCUGUCGGAAAUGCAACGCCUGAAGGCGAACUGCAACGCGGACGAGAUCGGUCAGCUGAAGACGCGCUGCGAAAUCCUCGUCCGGGACUGCAUCGUAGGGUUGCUGGUGCAGCUGUCACACGACGACUUUCGCAGCAUGGAGGAAGAGCUGAACCGGGCCGUCUGCUGGUAUCUGACCUGCGAGCGGUACUGGGAGGACGGCCCCCUCGAUCAGCGGCCCUUCCCCUGGGGUCUGGUCUUCGUCCUGGUGAUGGUGCUGUCGAUGGGCGUGUGCCUCUGUUACUACAUCAUCUGGAUACUGUUCGACAGUGAAGAUUUCAGUCCCUCCCAGGGUCCAGCGGCAGGUGGCAGCACCAGGACCAUCGGUGACCCGCAUCCGUACGGUGCCGCACACUUGACAUCGUCGGGACACCUCCACCAUGGCGGGCCCGGUCCGGCGGGCCACCAAGGCGGUGGACGGCACUACCUGCAGCCGGUCUCGUCCGGCGGUGCGUCCGGUAUCUACCGGCUCGCGGACGGCGGUCACUCGACGGCCAGUUUGAGCAAUCUGACGGCGGUCAGUGCGGUCGGCGGUGGCACCGGCAACGAUCUACUGCACACACCCCAGAUCCAUGUCUCACCCGGUCCGUCCUCCUCCUCGAUGCUGUACUCGUCGGCGACGGCGGACGAGGGAGGCUACGGUUACGCAUCCAGCGGGAACGGGCCACGGUCCAGCGAAGCGUCCUCAUCGCUGGUGGCGUCCGGAUCGGCGGCGACCCUCGCUGCAGGCGGCGGCAGUACGGCCGGCACCGGUUCCGGUACCGGCGAGUUCGGCUCGGAGCUCGGCCAAAGCGAACACUACAUCUACGUGACGUACCCGCCGGAGCUGAAGCGGCGGCUGCUGGAAAGCUGCUACAAUAGAACAACACGGCUAUGAAAUUGUAGAUGCAAUUGAAUCUGAGAUAAUUUAUAUACAUAAAAAGAUAAGAAUACAAUUAUAGAAAAAAAGAAAGAUAAAUUAGCAAAAUUCUAUCGAAAUAAUAAAAAAAACUAUAACUGUUAGAUCCGCGAGGGAGAGAGAGAGAGAGAAGGGGUAAAAAAGGGAACACGCACGAGUAAUGUGGGACACACUUGUUUCUGCACCGUGGUUUCUAGUGAAGUGCGCAAAGUAGCAUGUAAGAGCGCCAGCCACCGAGGCACGAGAAAGAAGUGUGUGAAAACUAGAAAAAUGUGAAACAACACACACAUAGACACAUAGCAAUGUAGAAGAAAUAAGCAUAAAACUAAUGAUAGAAUAGUGUGCAAUAGUGAGACGGAACUAAAAAUGGCAAACGUGCAAGAACGUGGGUUGCUCUCCGUGCGCGUUGAGAGUCAACGGA